AUCCAUAUUUUAAACUUUUCUUCUUCAAAAGGCAAACCAAAGCUCCCUUGCUAUAUUUUUUCUCUUUGCCUCACUCACAUUAUCCAUAAUCUUUCAUGGCGUCUUCUUCAUCUUAUUCUCUUCAAAUGAAGCACCAAGUUUUCUUGAGCUUCAGAGGUGAAGACACACGCCUUAACUUCACCAGUCAUCUACUCAAAGCUUUGAAAGACACUGGACUGAAUGUCUUCUUCGAUGAAGAAAAACUAGAGAAAGGGGAGCAACUUUCACAAGCACUUUCUCAAGCAAUUGCAGCCUCAAAUCUCUCAAUCCUUGUUUUAUCUAUAGACUAUGCGUCUUCGAAAUCAUGCUUAGGUGAACUCUCUCAGAUCAUGAAGUGUAAAAAGACUCAAGGACAUAUUGUUCUUCCCAUCUUUUACCAUGUUGAUCCGUCCCAUGUGCGAAAUAUUGGUGGGACUUUUAAGACGUCCUUCGGAGAGCAUGAAUUAAAGAGGCCAGUUGAUGAAGUGAAGCGAUGGAAAGCCACCUUCACUGAAAUCGGUACAUUAAAAGGGUGGCAUAUAGAAGGAGGCAAAUUCGAUAGAUCUGAAACUGAGUACAUUAAAGAUGUGGUUGGAUAUGUUUUAAAAAAGUUGAAUAGCAAUUGUAGAAGUGUUUCUGAAGAAUUGGUCGGAAUAGAUGAUCAAAAGAAGAUGAUGUUGGGGUUGAUUGAGCAAGUGGACAUACGUGUAAUUGGACUUUGGGGAAUGGGUAGUAUUGGCAAAACUACCCUUGCUGAUGCUGUUUAUAAGGAAGUCUUUCCAAAGUCUGAAUGUCGUUUGUUUCUUCAAAACAUUAGUGAGAAAAUAAAAAAACAGGGGAAUGAAUCUUUACGAAAUGAACUUCUUUCCAAACUGUUAAACGAAAAAGAAAUUUGUAUUGAUACCCCUUCCAUAGGAUACCCUUAUCAAGAGAGGCUGAAUAAUAAAAAAGUACUUCUUGUCCUUGAUGAUGUUAGUGACCCAGACCAAAUAGAUUUUAUGGGUGUCACAUAUUUUGGUCCUGGAAGUAAAAUCAUCGUAACAUCUAGAGAUAGACAAGUUCUUAAAAAUGGAAGAGCUAACCGCAUAUAUAAGGUAAAGGAGUUGAAUGAGAAUGAUUCUCUUCAACUUUUUUCUACAUUUGCAUUUAAGUUGUUGAAUCCUGCAGUUGAUUUUCGAGAUCUAUCAUGCAAGUUUGUAGAAUAUGCCCAAGGUAGUCCACUUGCUCUUAAAGUUUUGGGUUCUGAACUAUAUACGAAGUCUAAAAAAGAGUGGGAGAGCAAGGUGAAUAAACUAAAGCAAUGUGCAGAAUUAAAAAUUUCACAUAUUUUGAAGAGUAGCUUAGAUGAGCUAGAUGAGGAAGAAAAUAAUAUAUUUCUUGACCUAGCAUGCAUCUUUAAAGGGCAAGCCAUGGGUUAUGUAGAAAAAGUUCUAAGUAAUUGUUAUAAGGGUGCAACAUGUGGAAUAAGUAAAUUGGUCUGGUCGACAAGUGUCUACUUGAGAACAAAUAUGGAUGUGUUUUUAUGCAUGACAUGGUGGAAGAGAUGGGCAAGGACAUUGUUAUGCGAAAAUCUGAAUGCCCUGGAAAGCGAAGUAGAUUAUGGAGUUGUGAAGACAUUGAAGAAGUGUUCAAAUAUGAUAAAGGGACUGACUUUAUUAAAGGAAUAAAGUUAGAAGUAACUCAUACUGGUAAUCUACAAUUUUGUGCUACCGGUUUUGGGAAGAUGCAUAAGCUUAGAUAUAUCAACAUCAGGUAUUUUGCACAUACUUUAUGGAAACCUCCACCCCAAUAUGCAAACCAAGUUGAUAGUAUAUGUCUUCCGGAUGAGUUAAGGCUUCUCCAUUGGGAUUAUUUUCCCUUCAAAAUUUUGUCAAGUUUUAAUUCGAAGAAUCUUGUCGUAUUGAUAUUACGACGUGGUAAUAUGGAACAACUUUGGAAUGAAGAUGAUCAUAUGGACCUUGUUAAUUUAAGGCAAAUUGACGUUUCAGAGUGCCAUAAUUUAAGGAAGAUACCUAAUCUUUCAGGAGCCAUCAACUGUGAACUCCUUAAUUGCUCUUACAGUGAAAGUUUGGUUGAACUUCCUUGCCUCAAUCAUUUGGCGUCUCUUCAUCAUGAUAAGCUUUACCUUCAGGGAUGUUAUAGGCUCAAGAAGUUUCCUCAGGUCCCAAGACAUUUUUGUUCUUUGGGUUUAUUAAUAACUGAAAUAGAAGAAGUGCCUGAUUCAAUUGAGCAUCUCCACAAACUACAGAGAUUGUCGUUGAGCAAGUCAAAGGUAAUAAAAGUAUCGAUCAAUAUUUCGAAGUUGGAGCUCCUUGGUGAAUUGGUUCUUAGUAAUUGCCCAAUGAUCAAAUUUCCAGAAAUCCCAAAAAGCUUAACAAAAUUAAACUUAUCUGGCACUCAAAUUGAAGAAGUGUCGUUGCCUUUUGACUCUCUAUGUAAUCUUCAGGACUUAAAUAUGAGUGGCUCAGUAGUCAAAAAUGUAUCGAUCAAGUUGGAAUCUCUUCAUAAACUGAAUCUUAGUGAUUGCCCAAUGAUCAAAUUUCCAGAAAUCCCAAGAAGCUUAAUAGAAUUAAAUUUAUCUGGCACUCAAAUUGAAGAAGUGUCCUUACCUUUCGACUCUCUAUGUAAUCUUCAGAUCUUAAAUAUGAGUGGCUCAGCAGUCAAAAAUGUAUCGAUAAGGUUGGAAUCCCUUCGUAAACUGGAUCUUAGUGGUUGCCCAAUGGUCUAAUUUCCAAACGUCCCAAGAAGCUUAACACAUUUAGAUUUAUCUCGCACUCAAAUUGAAGAAGUGUCAUUGUGAUAAAGUUGGUUAGUAUGAAGCAAACGCUCGACAGCAAGCAGGCCAUGAAGACCAAGCCAUGCAGGAGCUGCUGAUGCAAGCUUAUUUUGUUCAUUUUGUAAUUUUUAGUUAAUGAAAUGUAUUAUAGUUCAUUUUGAACUAAGUUAGGUUGAUGAUUGAUGUAUUUUGCUGAUUGAUGAGCUGUUUAUCAGCUUUGCUUGUAUGUACAAGUUAAUUACUUAGAGUUUCAAUGCUUAGUGGUGUUAGGUAACCAUUAGGUAAACUCAGUACUGUUUUGACAAGCUAAUUGCUUGUUUUAUGUAUUGGCAUUAUGCCAUUGUUCUUACUUAAUGAAUGAAUCAGAUUUGUUCAUCAA
Molecule: messenger RNA, 3173 nt
Organism: Gossypium raimondii (Peruvian cotton)
Lineage: Eukaryota; Viridiplantae; Streptophyta; Magnoliopsida; Malvales; Malvaceae
Product: disease resistance protein RPV1-like
Exons: 4
Coding region: 96-1685 (529 amino acids)
Biological process (GO): signal transduction; defense response
Molecular function (GO): ADP binding
Source: RefSeq, a predicted model, not a curated record